Girardinichthys multiradiatus is the source of this 4796-nucleotide messenger RNA. Its product is annotated as regulator of G-protein signaling 3-like. The transcript is spliced from 28 exons. The record is from RefSeq and is a predicted model, not a curated record. Gene Ontology annotation, cellular component: plasma membrane; nucleus. The coding region runs from base 76 to 3987 and encodes 1303 amino acids. Gene Ontology annotation, molecular function: protein binding. Lineage: Eukaryota; Metazoa; Chordata; Actinopteri; Cyprinodontiformes; Goodeidae. Gene Ontology annotation, biological process: signal transduction.
AAAAACAGAAAGAAGAGAGACUUUAGUUAGUUGAUUGGUCAGUCAGUCAGUUAACAGUGAGUACUAGUUAGUUAUAUGUUGCUCUGGGACAGCCCACUCAUGGACACAUCAUCUCGUUGCAGCAGAGAAAGCAGCGAACCUCAUCUCGGUUCUAAGGAUGUCCUUAUAUGUAAAGUGUCCAAUCACAGGACCUGUUGUUGUCCUCAGAGAACAGGAUGGAGGACCCUUCAGAACCAAAGGGCCUGUAGAGGAGCUGGUCCCCAGCUGCACCAGGAGGCCAGGGUACUGGACAGCAAAAGGAGGAGCAAAGAGGAGGAGGAAGAAAGGCUGAUAACGGGCAGGAGGAAGGAGAACACAGACCCAGGAGAAGGUCUGCACCAGACCAGAAAAAUACAGAAUCUCUACAAAGACUACAGAUGGUUUUUACAGAACAGUACCAGAACCAGGUAUGCAGCUGGAUCUGGAUUCAGGUCUGGACAUGAGCUCCAGUCCUGCAGACCAGAAAUCAGAUUGGCACUGAUCAGGAAGACCAGGAUCCAGAACUCUGUCCAGAUUAAAGACAAAAACAAUGUUAUUGAUUUUGUCCCCAAAGACCAGACUGAUGCAGGAUCCACUGAGACAAAUGUGGAUCAGAACAAAGAAACCAGAACCAGCUCUAAGUUCUCAGAGACCAGAACCAGCAGGAGUUCUGACAGAAGAGCAGGGUGGCUACAGGAGACCAUAUCCAGGUCUGAGACUAGGCCCAGGACCAGGAGGAGGAAGAUCCACCAAUCAGCAUUCAGAGGCAGAGGUCAGCUAAGGCUGUCAAUCACUCUGGAGGCAGGACAGCUCAUCAUCCACAUCCAUGAGGCCAGAGGGCUGAUGGGAAAAUCCUGCGGGUCAUGUGACUCGUACGUAAAGCUCAGCGUGACCUCUGACCUCCAUGACAGCAUCGGGAUAAAAACUCAAACUUUUCGCAACAAUAAAAACCCAGCGUACCAGCGGAACUUCUCUCUGUGUGUGUCAGAGCCCCUCCACCUCAGCCGGUUGUUGGUCUCGGUGCUCAGGAGACUACCUAAACCCAGGUGCAGCCAGCUGAUUGGCUGUAUGAGUUUUGGGAUUGGUUCCCUCAGCCACUCUUCUCAGCUGAUCACUGGUUGGUUCUACCUGCUGGGGGAGGAGUUUGGACACAGCAAACACAUGAGAGUGACAUCACAGAGUUACAGACCAAUAAAAAGCCUCCAGGUGACGGUAGAGAGGCAGGAGGUGGAGUCUACAGCUGACCUCAGACGGACUCCGGACUCUGCUCCUGACCCUGACCUGAUCCACACCAGCACCCUGACCAGAACCAAACAGUCCGUCAGCACCAUAACCACCUCAAGUAGACCCAAUGUUUCAACCCAACACAGCAUGGGUUCUGGUGGGCUCGGCAGCCUGGACUCUGAUGAUGCCAACUACAGCAGCUAUGUGACCUCGCAGCACCUGGCGAUCAACAUUAUUCGAGGGAAAGACGGGUUUGGAUUUACAAUCUGCUCAGAUUGUCCUGUCAGAGUCCAGGCUGUAGAUCCGGGAGGUCCAGCUCAUCAGUCUGGACUCUGUCAGGGAGAUUCGGUUCUUCAGCUCAACGGACUUCCUGUGGAAACCUGGAAAUGUGCUGACCUCGCCCAGGCCAUCAGGAGCUGUCCGUCCCAGGUCGUCUUGGUGGUCUGGAGAGGUUUACCUGAGCUCAGCUCCGCAGGUGAAACUUUGCUCCGCCCACAGGUUCACAAUGCGCUAACCACCACCAAGUUGCUGUCUCACCCCGCCCACAGCAAAUACAGUCGCAGAUGGAGUCAGGGUCGGGGACUCCGGUCCGGUCGGGGUUUUCUGGGUUCUCUGUGGAGAGACAGGAAGGAGGACCAGGACCAGGAGGAGACAAAAGACAAGCAGAUGUUUUCCACUAUAAAAAGCACCAGAGCAACAGCAUCAAAUGGAGACAAUUACAUCAUCCUGUCACCUGUUAACUCUGAGGGACAGCUCCCGCAGCAGAUUUACCAUGACAGAAAUGGAACAAUUGGCCGUCUGUACCAGACUCAUCCCAGCAGAGGUCAAAAUCUCCUCCAUAAUACUCGGGCUGGGAUGUCCCAGCAAAGCAUCACCAGCCACACCUCCACCCUGCCUGUUUCACAACCCAGAACCAUGGCUUUGGAUCCACCUGGAAACCCUGGAAACUACCAGAACUGUACCAUUGUUCAGUCCCAUCUUCCACAGUCCGGAUAUGGAAACUACACCUCCCUUCCACCCAAAACUCUUAUUUUUCCCAUCUUUGUCCAGCCUCUGGACCUCUGCAGCUCGGACAGAACCCUGCGCAUGUCAGAGGAAAUGAUCCUACACCAGACUGACCUGCUUCCUUCCAAGGUGACUGUGCUGAUCUACAGUGACCUGAUGCUGAUCACCAGAAAGGAUGAAGCUGGACGCUGUAACGUCCUGCAGAGCCCGCUGUACCUGAACAUGCUUCAGCUCAGAGAAGUUCCAUCAGAACCGCUUCAUAUCUAUUUCUUGCAAGACUCAGACAGUAGCUGGUGCUGCCUCUUCAGUUUGGAAGCAUUCAGCAUUGAGCAGAAGGUCCGGGUCAGCCUUUGUCUCCAUGACAACAAACAGCACUGCCUGGUUACCAUGGAGAACCCACUCCCCUACCAGUUUUCAGACCUCCCCUCAGAUUUCGGCCGACAUUCUCUCAGUCAGUCUAACAUCCUUUGUGACCCAUCCUCUCCUUACUCUUGUCUCUCUGACCCCUGCAGACCUCCUUCCCCCUCUCUUUACUCCCACAGACCCCCACUCUCCUCCUCGAUGGCUCCUCCACCUCCCUUCACCUCAAUCUUUCCAUUCAGCUCCUCUUCCCCUCCCCCUAGAAUGGUCUCCUCUCUACCUCAGUACAUUUCCCCACCUCCUUCCUUUUCUUCUACUCUGAGGAGUCCAGUCUGGAAACAAAGAGAUGACACAGAGGAGGAGAGGAGGAAGAGGAGACAAGUGGAGGAGGAGGAGCGGCAGCAAGGGGAGGGAGAGAGUUCCUCUGAAACGUCAGAGAGUAUCGGGAGGUUCGGGACCCGAGGACUCCUGCUCAGCCCUCACCAUUUUAACAUGAACGAUGAAGAGGAGAUCGAGAGUGGAGAGGAUGGAGAUGAAGAGGAGUUCAGCUGCAGACCCGUAGUUCUGCGGCGCUCACUCUCUGAAGGUUCCUUGGUGAAAGAACCUCGAUCACCCCGCUUUCUGUCUGACAGCACCAUCCAUCGCCUUACACGUACAUCGACCUUUGACCUAACCCUCACCUUAGGCACCUCCCCUUGUCCCCCUUCCCCUCAGACUCUGAGGAAACAGCUGACCAAGGAGGGGGCAUCUCUUCACCAGAUGCUGAUGCUGCUCAACGGCUCUAAGGGUGGAACAUCCAGCAACUGUAAGCUGAAGAAGAAAAAGACCAAAAGUUUGGCUGCUGACAUUCAGAGUCGCUUGGCAUUUUUACGGAGACGGAAAAAUUACGCUGGUAUCCAUGGUAACAGUUUAGAGAAAGCGCUGAAAAACAACAGACCAUCUGAAGGGGAGGUUAAGAGGUGGGCAGAGAGUCUGGAAGCUUUGCUGACCCAUCAGUAUGGUGUGGCAGUGUUCCGUCACUUUCUGAGGUCAGAGUUCAGUGAGGAGAACCUGGACUUCUGGUUGGCAGUGGAGGAAUUUAAGCGGACACUCUCCUUCAGUAAGAUGGCCGACCACGCUAAGAAGAUCUACGACGAGUUUAUAUCUACGUCAGCAGCACGACAGGUCAAUGUGGAUUCAUUUGUCAGGGACUCAACCAAUCAAAGCCUCAUUUUUAAUGUUAACACCACCUCCUUCCAGCUGGCCCAGGAUCAGAUCUUCAGCCUGAUGGAGGCCGACAGUUACCCACGAUUCCUCAAGUCCUGCCUUUAUGCCCAGCUGGCCAAUUACAGCACAGCCACUGCAUUGGAGUUGUCCAAUCAGAGUAGAUCUGUCAGCUAGUUGUGUUCAGGAUCAAACAGUGGCUGGGCCAAUCAGAAUGAUCAGAGUCUGGUAUUGGCUGGCCAUUGUCUGUUCAGAAAACAGUCGAACAAUCAAAGAGACAUUUAGCCAACUGGAUUAUGGGAACUGUAGGCCACAGAGGUUUUGAUUAAAAAUAAAAAUGUUUUAAUGCGUUCCUCAUUCACAGAACGCUGUUAGUUUUUAUUAUAGAUUUAAACAACUAUUUCAACUACUAAGAUGUUUAGAGUUUAAUCAGCCACUGGGUGUGAUUUAGAGAUGUUUAACCAUGAAGGUCUGAUCCCUAAAACAUAAAAUUCCUGGUUUCAGCUUGCAGAGCUUCUCUUUAAACUAUUAACAUUAUUGAGUCUGACCUGAAGGUCCACCUCAGGUUGGGUCAGACACAUCCACCUAUGGAUCUAACUUAUGGACCAACAUGAGGACUGAUCAGGAAGCUCCACCUGGCGAUUCAUCUGGGGAUCAUUUUAAGGAACCAAGUGAUUGAUCCACCUCUUUGGAGAUGAUCCUACAGAUGGUCCAGCUAUUUGUUGAAGGUGUCUCAGAGAACUCUUGAUGUUUCCUACCCUUGGUCAUAGCCUGGUGUUAAACCCAGAAACAGAAAGUACUUUAUUUAAAAGUACCUGAGGAAGAACCAGCAUAACAGAAGCCAUGACCAUGUGACUGAUGGUUUUGGAAAAUCCUAUGAAAUUUGUUUUUUUAAUUAACUGAUUUGGAUCAUGAAGUCACUUAUGUUCACCUGUCCAAUCAACUGGUGCUGCUGUUUUCUAAUAAAAUUAACUGUGUUGGACCUA